Hypoxylon trugodes is the source of this 651-nucleotide messenger RNA. RefSeq names its product Sm-like ribonucleoprotein. Gene Ontology annotation, biological process: RNA processing; spliceosomal snRNP assembly. Gene Ontology annotation, molecular function: RNA binding. The transcript has 3 exons. The record is from RefSeq and is a predicted model, not a curated record. Bases 120 to 467 code for a protein of 115 amino acids. Gene Ontology annotation, cellular component: U2 snRNP; U4 snRNP; commitment complex. NCBI's taxonomy places the organism in Eukaryota, Fungi, Ascomycota, Sordariomycetes, Xylariales, Hypoxylaceae.
AUCAAUUUAGUUUACACCUGCUUGCUCACUGGUACCCGUCUGCUUGAUCGCUUCAUACUCGCUGCGAUCCCAAUUCCAUAACUACCUACACUGGGCAUCCUCUUAUUUAUGAAAACAAAAUGACGUCAACAAUCGGUAUUCCAAUUAAGCUCCUAAACGAGGCGCAAGGCCACAUCGUCACGUUAGAGAUCACCUCAGGCCAAACGUAUCGCGGCAAGCUGCUAGAAGCUGAGGACAACAUGAAUGUCCAGCUUAAAGACAUCACAGUCACCGCGCGAGACGGACGAGUAAGCCACUUGGACCAAGUCUACAUCCGCGGCAGCCACGUCCGAUUUUUCAUCGUACCCGACAUGUUGAAGAAUGCACCCAUGUUCCGAAGUCGAAACGCUAGAGGUCGCGGUGUUGGUCUAGCCAGAGGACGAGCGACCGUUAGCAGGGCAAGGGCGAGUGGACGUGGAGGACGAUGAGCGGGUUUCGAUUAGGAGGUUAUAAUCUCGAUAUUUCCCGGCGUUUAAGGGGAGAAUAAAACAAAAGCAGAAGUUUGGAAAUGGCGUUCCGAUCACCUCGCGACAAGUACGCAUUACCAGAAGCUCCAUAUUGUGUUGCUGGAAAAGGAGAGCCAGAGAGUAGAGGAUGUCCUCUAAGGUUCUG